Molecule: messenger RNA, 812 nt
Organism: Populus trichocarpa (black cottonwood)
Lineage: Eukaryota; Viridiplantae; Streptophyta; Magnoliopsida; Malpighiales; Salicaceae
Product: protein TRIGALACTOSYLDIACYLGLYCEROL 5, chloroplastic
Exons: 3
Coding region: 120-545 (141 amino acids)
Source: RefSeq, a predicted model, not a curated record
UCCCCGCUUUGCAAGAAUUGAAGGGUAAUUAUCCAGAGACAAAUCCAACGCUCUCGGUGAACUUCUAAAAAGCUACAACGCCGAAAACAGAACAUCAAAGCAGAGAGAGAGAGAGAGAGAUGAACCCCUAUAACGGCAACAACAGGAGUGAUGAAGAGGAAAAGGGUUUGCUAUGGAAGCUUCCAGAGGUUAGGUUUAAUGAGCUUGGGAGGGUGGGUCCUGCUUUCGGCUUUGGUGCUGGCUGUGGUGUUGGUUUUGGUGUCGGCCUCGUUGGAGGUGUUGGGUUUGGUCCUGGUAUUCCUGGUUUACAGUUUGGCAUUGGAUUGGGUGCUGGAUGUGGGAUUGGUUACGGAUUUGGCUAUGGUGUGGGGAGGGGUGUAGCUCAUGAUGAGAAACGGAGAUACUCUAAUGUUGGCAAGCAUUUUCGUGGUCCUGUAAAUCUUCCAACUCAUGAUGAGGUUGGUUCCCUUAUUGAUGAGCUGGUCAUCAACACCAAGAAGCUAGUCAAAGCAACUUCAAGGGAAAUUGAGAAGUGGAGAAGAUGAGUGAAGUCUGUUAGGGCUCUUGUUUCAUGGUGUAAAAUAGCAUUAGUUUGGAUCCAAGUGCUCUAACAAGAGUGUUCACAAAUGCUUGUAUAGAUGAAAUUAUGCCAUAUUUGUUUUAUAUGCAUAGAUUUUAGAUUCAAUAGCUGUUUGGUUCGGUUGUACCAAUAAUUGUGCUUGGCAAGAAAUUUUUCUUGCGCCAUUGUGCAUUAAGCCAAAAGGAUGCAAUGAUUUUUCUUUGGAAAUUAUAAUCAAUGGUAGCUUUUCCUA